Molecule: messenger RNA, 3441 nt
Organism: Oryzias melastigma (Indian medaka)
Lineage: Eukaryota; Metazoa; Chordata; Actinopteri; Beloniformes; Adrianichthyidae
Exons: 14
Coding region: 179-1687 (502 amino acids)
Biological process (GO): peptidoglycan catabolic process
Molecular function (GO): lysozyme activity
Source: RefSeq, a predicted model, not a curated record
AUGGGCGUUUCUCGUGGUAUAACAUGUUAUCAGGACUUACUUCUUUCAGUCUAACAGCUAAACUUCAACUUAAAAAAAAAAAACAUUUCUUUUUUUAAAAUCAUUUUAGAAAAUGUCAAAACUGAAAUCUAAAAUGAUGAUUUUGUUUCCAGUGAAAGUCUGAGGUGCAUCUCUCCAGAUGCGCAUGCUUAGCGCGCGCGCUGCUAAAGUUCUGAGGAGGAGGAGGAUGGCUGGGAUGAAGGUCGCGGUGUUCGUCAGCUGCUGCUUUCAGCUCGUCGGCUGCAGGAUGGUUCCACCUCAGCAGACAGCAGGUGGCGCUGACUCGCCCGCUCAAGUGUUCGCUGUUGUUGGCCGAGACGUGGUUCUACGCUGUGACGUCCCCGGACUUCCCGACUUGUUGCGUGUCAGAACGUGGGAGUGGUUGAAGGAAGACGGACUGAAGCCGGCUCUUGCCGUGCGUGGAGGCGUGGAGCUGAAGAAGGACAAGGAGGCGGAUUACGUCAACAGGACCGCCCCCUUGGUGAACAGGUCUAUGGAGCUGCGCGGCGUCAGACUGACUGACACCGCGGUUUACAUCUGUAGAUUAUCCCUGGAAGAUCGCAGAACUUUGGAGACACGAGUUUCUCUCAUUGUUGGGGAGGUGUCAGAGCUCAGCGUCGCCGUCCAUCGGAGUGAAGACGGCGGGCUGGUUGUUCUGUGUGAGGUUCAUGUCCGGAGUCUGGAGCUGACCCUGGUGAUGCUGGACGACCGCGGGAACACCCUCCAAACACAAACGCAAAAAUGGGUCGGGCCGGACGAGUCCCGCCCCGUGAGGGUCCAGGAGAAGGUGGAGCCAGGUAGAGAAAACGUGACGCGGAUCUGCAGGUGGAACGUGUCUGAAGAGACGGAGGAGAAGAAGGUCUCCGUCUCUGACAGCUCCACAUCGUCCGGCUGCUCCGUCCUUCUGUCAUGUCUUCCCUUGGUGAUUUACUCUCUGCUGGUGACCCUCGCCGUCGGGGUUUUCUUUGGUGUCAAGCACAGAAAACGUCUUCCAGAGCUGUGGAGAAAGGUGACCGCGCUGACUACCACGGCACAGAGAGUUCCCUAUGAAGAUGAACACUUCACCGAAUACAGAAACCUGGACCAAAUGACGACAACAGGAAUCUCUGAGCGUACAGCCAGGGGGAACAACUUGACCCGUGGAGGAGAACUAGUUCUUGGUGCGGAAGGAUCCAGAAUGUUGGCAGAGAAAGAUCUGAGGGAUAUGUCCAAAUACCGGAACCAAAUCCUGAAUGUCGGACGAAAGCUCCACCUCCACCCGGCUCUGAUCGCCGCCAUGAUCUCCAAACAGUCGAACGCUGGACGGCAGCUUCAUCCCGACGGCCGAGGAAAGCACGACGACAACUGCUACGGUCUGAUGCAGAUCAACAGGAACUUCCACGCCGUGAAGGGCGAGCCGUUCAGCGAGGACCACAUCGAUGAGGGAGCCACCUACCUGAUCCACCUGAUCAAGACCGUGAGCAGCUGGAGGCCGGCGUGGAGCCGAGAGCAGCACCUGAAGGGAGCGCUGGUCUGCUACAUGGUCGGCUUGGAGAGGGAGAGGCUGAACUACCCAGGAGACCUGGACGAGCAGACGCCCACGCAGGACUUCGCCAACGACGUGAUCGGCCGGGCGCAGUUUUACGCCCAAAACCAAUACACAUCUUAGCUUCAGCCGCUGGCGGGAGGAGAAACCAGGAUUUAAGCCAAAGGCUUUCAGAAAGUUUGUGUUUCGGUUUGAAGCUUCAGUCGACCUUUGUUUAGUUUACUGGAAGCUCGCCGUACGCAGAGUCUGAAGUUCAAAAGAAACAAACUGCAAAACCUGAAACUGGUACAGCCCUUUCACAUGCUAACGCUAACAAAUGUGCUUAGUUUUGGGUUAUUUUGUAACGCUUGAACACCAGAGAUGUAGCCGACGACAUAUCAAGUACACGCUAUCUUAGAACUAGUGGAACUCUUCAACUGUUGAUCCAAUCAACGGUAAAUCCAACGCACAGAAAAGCAGCAAUGCACCGAUACUGGCACAGUCAGUUUUCCUCGCUAAUUUUUCCGUUAAUUACAUAACAGUGCUGGAUAUCAGUGCGACGCUGCAUUUCUCUGCUUUAGAAUUGAUUGUAUAAACGGUAAAAGAGUUACGGUAUUUCAAGAACAUCAACACUGACGCUAAAGCCCGGGUGCUAAAGGGUUAAACCCGUUUGAAACUCACGCUAACAACGAGGUCACUCAGCUGAUCUCACGACGCGUGUUUGUGUUUACGUAUGAAUCAGCGGUGUCAAACACACGGCCCGCGGUAGAAAUGGUUGAAUUACCAAAAGGACCUGCAGGACUAACUAAGGUUAAUUUUUAGUCCGUCAACACUGGAGAUGUCGCUAGCGGCAGCCAAAUAAUACAGACUUUUUGAAUUAGCAUAACUCUUCAGUUGUAUACAAAAUGAACGUAAUGCUAACCGAGAAAAGCGGCUUUGCACCGAAAUACGACACUUUAAAGUCGCAAUCAAAAGACCCAAUUCUGGAUGUGCUAAAUGCUAUUGUUUAGUAAGAUAAAGUGUUUUAUUUUCUCCACGUCAGGAUCUGUUGGAAUUUUGUAAAUAAACGGUUGAAUUGUUAUGCUAGUUCAGAGUUAUUUUGCUGCCGCUAGCUUACAGCUCAGAUGUUAAAGAGUUAAAAAACAGAAAACGCCAACAUCAUUCGUUAGCAUGUUGCAGUUUCGUUGUAUUUACGUUGCUAAAGUAUCGCAUCAGCAUCAGCUGGUUUGCGUAAACUCUUCACUACUGUGAAGUAUCGCAUAUCAGCGCAAAGCUGCUUUCCUCAGCCAGUAGAGUCCGCCGGAGUUAGGUCAUUUGGUUAAACGGUCGAGUUACAAUGAUUUAAAAACACUGGAGCUACCGCUCAGACGUUAAAAGGUCGUUUUUGUUUUGUCCUUUCUUGUUCUCAUUCCUCAGAUGAACGUUACAUUCACUUGAUGGUCCAUUUUUAAGGAUUUUUUAGAUUCAUAAAAAUGUUUCACCAGUAUUAUCAGAAGACAAACCCAUGAAGAAUGCAGUGACCCCUACAGGUGGAUCUGCACAUUACAGCUGCACGUGUAGUCAUGAAUGUGAAACCAUUGUGUCAUAAAGUCUAUUUUUAUCCAGGUAUGGAGCUUUGUAGUAUUGUUAUAUUCACUUUGUAGAUGAGUUCUCAACUUUUUAUCAACGGCUGAUGAAGUUUGUCUUCAUGAAGAACCCGCUUCUCUGGAGAAAAACAAAGUUUUUUUUAAAUGUGCUGGAAUCUGUUUGUUUUUGCCUCUCAGAAUGUGAAGUUUUCCAUUUCAUGUAUUUAUCCAAGUCUGGCUUUACUUGGUUAUCACAAGCUGCUGUUUUAUUUUGAAGGUCAGAAAACGUGUCAGAAUUGUUUCCGUUCAACCCAAUAAAAGACUUGAGUUUGA